Molecule: messenger RNA, 795 nt
Organism: Microplitis demolitor
Lineage: Eukaryota; Metazoa; Arthropoda; Insecta; Hymenoptera; Braconidae
Product: probable serine/threonine-protein kinase clkA
Exons: 1
Source: RefSeq, a predicted model, not a curated record
AAUAAUAAUAAUAAUAAUAAUAAUAAUAAUAAUAAUAAUAAUAAUAAUAAUAAUAAUAAUAAUAAUAAUAAUAAUAAUAAUAAUAAUAAUAAUAAUAAUAAUAAUAAUAAUAAUAAUAAUAAUAAUAAUAAUAAUAAUAAUAAUAAUAAUAAUAAUAAUAAUAAUAAUAAUAAUAAUAAUAAUAAUAAUAAUAAUAAUAAUAAUAAUAAUAAUAAUAAUAAUAAUAAUAAUAAUAAUAAUAAUAAUAAUAAUAAUAAUAAUAAUAAUAAUAAUAAUAAUAAUAAUAAUAAUAAUAAUAAUAAUAAUAAUAAUAAUAAUAAUAAUAAUAAUAAUAAUAAUAAUAAUAAUAAUAAUAAUAAUAAUAAUAAUAAUAAUAAUAAUAAUAAUAAUAAUAAUAAUAAUAAUAAUAAUAAUAAUAAUAAUAAUAAUAAUAAUAAUAAUAAUAAUAAUAAUAAUAAUAAUAAUAAUAAUAAUAAUAAUAAUAAUAAUAAUAAUAAUAAUAAUAAUAAUAAUAAUAAUAAUAAUAAUAAUAAUAAUAAUAAUAAUAAUAAUAAUAAUAAUAAUAAUAAUAAUAAUAAUAAUAAUAAUAAUAAUAAUAAUAAUAAUAAUAAUAAUAAUAAUAAUAAUAAUAAUAAUAAUAAUAAUAAUAAUAAUAAUAAUAAUAAUAAUAAUAAUAAUAAUAAUAAUAAUAAUAAUAAUAAUAAUAAUAAUAAUAAUAAUAAUAAUAAUAAUAAUAAUAAUAAUAAUAAUAAUAAUAAUAAUAAUAAUAAUAAUAAUAAUAAUAAUAAUAAUAAU